Messenger RNA from Phytomonas sp. EM1, 3438 nucleotides. Lineage: Eukaryota; Euglenozoa; Kinetoplastea; Trypanosomatida; Trypanosomatidae. The record is from the annotation of a GenBank genome assembly.
AUGUUCCAAAACAAGCGUUAUGAAUGGACCAAAAAUUUUCCGAAUGGUGACUCUUAUUGUGGAGAAGCUAUUCUUGAUAAUAUUAAGGAUGGUGAAGGAACUUACUACUGGGCGGCCACUGGCUCCACCUACAAGGGUGCCUGGAGCAAGGAUCAGCCUCAUGGCCAGGGUACGAUGACUGUUCCAGGUGCUGAGGGCUAUACCUACCUCGGUAGCUUUACGUGUAGCAAGCGCUGUGGUCAUGGGGAAUGUCGUUUCAGCAAUGGCAGAGUUUAUAUCGGUGAAUGGCUCGAUGAUCAGAUGCAUGGGCAAGGAACUUUGCGCGGUGGGACUGAGGAUUCUUUCAGGGAAUACAAAGGUCCUUUCUCCAAGGGUGUUAGAAGUGGGGCAAGGGGCGAGUGCAUUUAUACGAACGGCGACCGUUAUGUGGGUGAGUGGCUUGAUGACAAACGUCACGGUAUGGGCGAGUUGACGCUGGCGCCUGAAGCGAGAGGGAAAAGUUUGAAUAAACACAUCACUUCACGCAAAAACUCUAUUCUUCAAUGUUCUAAUGCGGGUUUCAAUGGAUACCUUAGACCAACACUCUCCACAACUACUGCAGCUAAUGUGGUGCACUACAAGGGGCCUUUUAAGUGUGACAUGUCUUUCUGCGUAGCGGGCGGUGAGCUGACGUACGAUGACGGAAGUACGUAUGUGGGAGCUGUUGAUAGUCAUCUGCAACGUAGUGGCGAAGGGAAACACCAGAUGGUGAACGGGGAUGUUUACACAGGCCAUUUCUGCGACGACGAGCGCGAUGGCCGUGGUGUAUUGCACUGCGCAGCGGACGAUGUCAGCUAUGAUGGCACGUGGCGGCAUGGUGAGCUCGACGGCUUCGUCACUUACUACCGUUCCUUCUCAGCAUCACAGCCGGAUCGCUUUCCGUUUGGUAUUAAUGGGGACACUUACCCGCAACUAAGUCUAAAGUCUCCGAUAAUUGUAGACUACGAGGGACCUUGUGUGCGUGGAGAGUUUACAGGAUCUGAAGCUGUUAUCAGCUUUUUGGAUCACAGUACGUAUCGUGGCGAUGUACACGAUGGUCAGCCCAGUGGUUGUGGCCUGUUAGAGAAUCGCAUAGUGCGGGGGCGCUUUCCUCAAACGGCAUUUGGUCCGGAGGUUGUAUUUCUACGGUAUGAGGGCUGCUUUUCCAAGGGCGAGCCCGAAGGAGAGGGAACCGCCACGCUUCGCAUUGCUUUGUCAGACGCUCUCAGCAGUAGUAGAGGUGAUAAUGAUGCAACGUUAUUGCAGCACGGAAGUGCUACUUUGAUCCAUCCUAGAAAAGGGGGUCUGCGAUUGCGGUUCGACCGAAGUGCCACCUUCCGGGGGCGAUGGUCCCGCGGGCUUCCGGAGGGCUCUGGUGAGUGGCAUUGGAAGAGUGGCAGCGAGGUAUAUCAGGGGGAGGUGCAUCUGGGGCUUCCUAAUGGCCAAGGCUUCUACAAAAGCACAUCUGAGCAGUACGAGGGCCAUUUUGAGGAGGGGUUGCCGAGUGGUUACGGUACCUAUCGGAAUGUCUUGACACACGUCACUUUCCAGGGCACCUGGCUUGCCGGCCUAUACCAUGGCCUAGGCGACUGGAGCCUGAGUCCGAGCGAGGCUGAGGGGAGCACAUCGUCUGUUCCAACUGAGACUACCUACAAGGGAUCGUGGCAAAACGGCAAGAAACACGGACGCGGCCUUGAGCGCAGUUCAGAAGAAGUCUACGAGGGUGACUUUGUAGAUGGUAUGCGUCAUGGUUACGGUGUGCUACGGCACCUCUCUGAUGAUGGAUAUUGCUAUGAAGGCAGCUUUAACCGGGGUAAAUUGUCUGGUACUUCAGGAAAACUAACACUCCCGAAUGGAACGAUGGUGACCGGGUCCUUCGAAGAUGGUGUACCGCACGGUGAUAAUAUCUGCGCUGUGUUUCCCCAAGGUUUAACGUUCAAAGGUCGAUACGACCAUGGUUGCCCCAUAGGGGUAGGUGAUAUCACGUACGCCAACGGUGAUCACUACAGUGGCGAGGUUGAGCUCGUGACCCCUGCUGCGGGUUUCCAAGAUUGGACGCCGCAGCGUCAUGGAAAAGGUACAUAUACCUUCGCUGAGGGAAAUCGUUUAGAGUGCACAUGGAGGCACAACAUUCUAAACGGCCAUGGCAAGCAUAUUACCCCUAAUGGGGAGGUUAGUGAGCGGCAUUAUGCAGAUGGGAUUAUCGUAUCCAAGGUCACUUCCAGUGUUAACAUGUUUACACCAGAGAACGAGUUUCCAAAUACGCAAUCAGAAAGGGUCCUUAAGGCAAAGCUUGAAUCUAUCAAUCAGCCACACAAGUUUAUCCGACGUGGUGAGGCGCGGCAAGCGGUCAAAAGUGCUGUCCCUUCAGUCGCGGCAAAUAGUUCCGUUGAGGCCAAGGAGUGUGGUGCUACUGAUAUGAUGGCGCAAAACAAUCCUACUUCAGCCUCUGCGAAGAAAGAAGCUCCGGGUGCUAUACUACCUAAGGGUCCAAGGCGAUCACGAUGUAACGUCGAAGCGCCAGCAUCAAAACGCCCAAGUAGCUGUAGGAAUCACAAUCCUACGAGCCCUUCUAACGGUGUUGUGGAUAAACGUGUAACGUCCAUGGUGGACCUGCCACCUCCAUGUAGUCACUCCGUUAAAGCGACUUCAGCGAGUUCUCUUCCUCUGGGGAAGGGAAACGAAAAGACCCCGGUUACUGGCACAAUGAAUGGCCCUAUGCGCCUUCCUAAACGAUCUACUAAUCGCGUAACAGCAUCCAAGACUGGUAAAGAUGCAAGUAGACCGCCUGUUGUUAGUGAUCGCAAGACUACUUCUCAGGAAUUCUCUCCGUUGUCGUCGUCACCUCAAAGACUGACUUCUGACACGAGCGCCAAUUAUACUGCCAAGCGCGCGUCGUCCUUAGAUGCGUUUCAGAAGCUUAUCAAACGACUAAAUACAAAUAGCGAGGAUUCACCAGCCGUGGAGGAUGGUAGUGCAAUUGACAAAGAAGCACAUGCGAUUAGUCUCGCAUCCGGAGCUCGUUCGGAUUGUAACGAUAAUAGUGACAUGGUUGUCAACGGCAUUGCGGAUGCGACCUCACAGCCACAUCUCAGCGUCACUUCAAGCACUCCGCUUGAGGGGAGCCUUGGUAAGCUCAUGCGAGAGGCCUGCGAAAUUCGCAACACCACAGAAGACGAAGUCUACUCACUUACUGAAAAAGUUAGGGCCCUAAAUGAGAAAAUAUGGCAGCUACGCUUCUUACUUUCUUCAAAGCCUGCUGCAGUUGCACCGGCUUGGAACAGUACGGAGAAGCAUAGGGCUGGGGAAGGUAUGAGUAGCAUCAAAUGGGAGCCGCUAGAGGCGAUGCAACGAGAACGCCGAGAGAUUGUUGAGGCCCUUCGAUGUAAGCUGAAUGAAGAGUCUGAAAAGGAUUCUUAG